Messenger RNA from Chlamydomonas reinhardtii, 3483 nucleotides. RefSeq lists its product as uncharacterized. The coding region runs from base 281 to 2833 and encodes 850 amino acids. The transcript is spliced from 9 exons. The record is from RefSeq and is a predicted model, not a curated record. Gene Ontology annotation, cellular component: intracellular membrane-bounded organelle. Gene Ontology annotation, biological process: magnesium ion homeostasis. Lineage: Eukaryota; Viridiplantae; Chlorophyta; Chlorophyceae; Chlamydomonadales; Chlamydomonadaceae.
GCUCGAGGAACUCAGACCAGGCCCAUAUUCCUCAAAUGACAUAUGUUAUUCACCGAGCAUAGGCUGGACUGGGCUGCAGAAGCGCUAGCGGACUGCGCUGCCAAAGUGCCAACUGUCGGGCGGUGCCUUGACUUUGACGCCAGCAAACAUGUUGGACUAUGUUUUACCUGUCACUUAUGCACGUUUCGGUCGCCAGCUGCGAGACUGGGGUGACCGGGACCCCGUCUAUGACUGGUUAUACGUUCUCGCUGCGGUGUUUAUGACGCUGAUGAGCGGCGUAAUGAGUGGCCUAACGCUGGGCCUCCUUUCACUAGAUUCGGUGGAGCUGGAGGUGCUGCUGCGCUCCGGCACACCGAAAGAGCAGAAGUAUGCGCGAAAGAUUAUACCGCUGAUAAAGAACGGACAUCACUUGCUCGUCUCGCUUUUGCUUGGUAAUGCCGUCGCAAUGACGGCGCUGCCCCUGUUCAUCGACAAGCUCGCGACGCCAGUGAUUGCGGUGCUCAUUUCAGUCACAGCCGUGCUGCUCUUCGGCGAGAUUAUCCCGCAGGCUAUAUGUACCAGGUACGGCCUGCGCAUCGGCGCGCACCUUUCCCCGAUGGUCCGCGCCUUCAUGUGGCUGUGCGCGCCCGUGGCCUGGCCGCUGGCCAAGCUGCUGGACAAGCUGCUGGGGCCGGACCACCACACGCUGUUCCGGAGGCGGCAGCUCAAGGAGCUGGUCAGUAUACACGCGGAGGACGCGGGCAUGGGCGGGGCGCUGACGCGGGAUGAGAUCAAGGUGAUCACGGGGGCGCUGGACCUGACAGCUAAGGUGGCGUACAGGGCCAUGACGCCGCUGGACAAGGUGUUCAUGCUGUCCGCCUCGGACCGUCUGGACGAGGCCACGCUGCUGGCGGUGCUGCGGUCGGGGCACAGCCGCAUCCCGGUGCACGCGGCGGGCGACCGCGGGGAGGUGGUGGGGCUGGUGCUGGUGAAGGAGCUGCUGCAGUACCGCCUGGGCAGCAGCGGCCCGGUGCCGGUGGGCAUGCUGCGCAUGAGGAGCAUCCCCAGGCUGCCCGCCACCACGCCCAUGUACGACAUGCUGCGGCUGUUCCAGACCGGCCGCUCCCACAUCGCCGUACUCACACAGCCGCCGCCGGGGGAGCUGCAGAGGCUCAUGGCGCUGGACCAGUCGCAGGUGGGCGGGCGCGCCGCCAGCCGACAGCCGCGCAAGGCGGCCGCGGUGGGCGCCGACGGCGCCGCCGCCGGCGUCAGCAGCGUCGCCGUCGGCGGCAGUGUGAGCGUUAUGGACCCCUGGACACCCAGUGUGUACGGGCUGGGCGCUGGCGGCGGCGGUGGCGGCGGCGGCUUGCCGAGCGGCAUGCUUGGCGGCGGCUACAGCCUGGCAGGGGAGAGCGAGGCAGCUACAGCCGAGGGCUCGGGCGCAGGCGCGCGGCGCCUCAGCGGCGCGGGGGCGCGCGGCGGCGGAGCCGCCGCAGGCGGCGCCGGAGGCGCCGCGGAAGCCGGCGGAGCCGCCGCCAGCACGGGUAAUGGUUUGGGGUUGAGUUUGGACCGUGGCUUGAGCGGCGGCUAUGGCGGCAUGGACGACUCGCGCUCGGUGGCGGGCGAGACGGAGGGCGGCUACGGCGAUGGAGACAGUGUGUACACGCUGCCGUACAGCCUGCACCACGCCGGCAGCGCCGGGCCAGGCGAUUUGGGAGGCGGCGGCGGUGGUGGUGGUGGCGGCGGCGGUGGCGACCCCAGCUACCCGCCCAGCAUGCUUGACCCCAUGGAGAGCUAUACUGCGGGCGAGCUGUCAGGCGCCGGCGGCGGAGAGCAGCGGCGGUCGGUCUUCGGCGGGCCUGGGGAGCUGAGCGGGGCGGGCGAGGCCGACGGCGGGCCGGAGCUGUCAACGCCGGCAGCGACGGCGGCGGCAGGGCGCGGGCGGCACUCGGCGGAGGGCAGCGGCCGGGCCGCAAAGUCGCCGAGCCCGGAGCCGGGGGCGCCGCGGCCGCUGCCGCCACGGCCGCCGGCAGCCGCAGGCCUGGGGCCAGGGGCCAGCCCGCCGUCGACGACUCGGGACGCCUCCGCAUAUCCCACAGGGACGGCGGCAGGGCCAGAGGCUGCGGCUGCAGGUGGCGGUGGAGGAGGAGGAGGAGGCGGCGGAGAGGCGGCGGCGCGGGGCGCCAGCAACCACACCGGCGGCUAUGCGGAGGGCGGCGGCGCCGGAGGCGGAGGCGAGGCGGCGGAGGCGGCGGUGGCAGAGGCGGAGGCGGCCUUUGACGCGGUGGCGGAGGCAGAGGCGGCGGAGGCGGCGGCGGAGGGGCGGCCCAUUGGCAUCAUUACCAUUGAGGACGUCAUUGAGGAGCUCAUUCGCACCGAGAUUGUGGACGAGACGGACCGCUACGUGGACAACGACCGCCGCAUCCGGGCCAACCCCACCAAGCUGGCCCGGGAGCUGCCCGAGCACCUGGCCAAGGUGCUGGCGGCGGCCAGCGUGCAGCGCAAGGCGGCGGCGCUGCAGCGGGUCAUGAGCUUCGGGGGAGGGGGAGGCGGAGGCGGAGGAGGGCUGGGCGCGUUGGGGAGGGAGGGAGGAGGAGGCGGAGGAGGUGGAGGAGGAGGAGGAGGAGGGGGCGGGUUUGGGGGAGGCGGGCGGGAGGACUCGUGGAUGGGCGGGGACGGGCUGGCGGGCGGCGGCGCGGCGCGGGCGCGCCAGCGCAUCGCGGUGUGGCAGCAGCAGAGCAGCGCGGCUGCGGCGGCGGGCGGCGGGUUGGGGCAGGUGCCGGGCUCGCCGAGGAAUAGUUUUGUGUCUGCGAAUGCGCUGCGUGCGCCGCUGCUGCAGCCGGGCGAGUACUGAGGAGGGAGGCGGCGGGCGGGCAGCACUGCAGGCAAGCGGGUCAGGGGGAGUGUGACCGGUGUGGCUGGUUGAGAUGGCGUGCGGUUUGUUUUGAAGAGACACGUGUGCGUGCGCAUUCGAGCUUACUUGUAGGUUUGGAGUAGGAUACGCUUGCCAGCGGGCCAGUUCGUGUUAACGCUUGAAUGCAUGCACCAAUACGCCGGCUUUGACCGUCGGUUCUGGGAGUCAGGAAGAAAUGCCGCUGUUCCGACUCGCUCGUUGUGGUGCAGAGCAGGGGUGUGUGCGUUGUGCGCACGUGUCUUCUAUGAUGCUAACCGUCCUGUAUGCGCACGCCUUCAUUGCGACGUGUUUUUGGGCUACUGCGUGUGUAAGAGGCCGAGGUGGACAGCGAACGUGAGGUGCGUGUUUUGCGUUCGAGAUGGGGUGAUGUGGGGGGCGAGGGGUGGCGAACAGUUCCGACAAUGCGAGGGAGUUGGCGCGGGCCGCGAGGAUGGGGGGGGUCGCUGCCAACUGCCGUCCAAGGGCACGGACAGGGAUCUCGGGGCAAGAAGGAUCCAGGCGUCGCUUAGGUCCGUGACAGGUGAUUGCUGCAGUGCCUGUGCCAGACCCAAUCUUUACUUCUCACAAUAUUUGUGUAACCUUUGCCGAAG